Molecule: messenger RNA, 1040 nt
Organism: Dothidotthia symphoricarpi CBS 119687
Lineage: Eukaryota; Fungi; Ascomycota; Dothideomycetes; Pleosporales; Dothidotthiaceae
Product: phospholipase/carboxylesterase family protein-like protein
Exons: 1
Coding region: 13-969 (318 amino acids)
Biological process (GO): protein depalmitoylation
Cellular component (GO): cytoplasm
Molecular function (GO): carboxylic ester hydrolase activity; palmitoyl-(protein) hydrolase activity
Source: RefSeq, a predicted model, not a curated record
CUUUUCUCAAUCAUGUCCAACCCAAAUUCAAAGACACCAGUCAAUCUCCCGCCUCUUGUCUUCCCGCCCCUGCAAAACCACAGAACAACACUGAUAAUCCUCCAUGGCCGCGGCUCCACGGCCCAGAAGUUCGCUGAGCCAUUACUCAAGCAUGCAGUCUCUCCUUCGGGCACGGGAACAACCUCAUCUACGGAAUCACCCGCAGAGUUGCUUAAAUCCUUCCAAGACUACUUCCCGGAUACCAAAUUUGUCUUUCCUACUGCACCCCUGCGACGAGCCGUAGUGUUCAAGCGAAGCCUGACACAUCAGUGGUUCGACAACUGGUCCUUAACGCAGCCGGAACUCAAGCAACACUUGCAGGUUCAAGGCCUACGCGAAACGACCGUUUUCUUACACGAGUUGUUGAGGGAGGAAAUUGCAGUUGUGGGGGCGGGGAAUGUCGUUCUCAUGGGACUUAGUCAGGGAUGCGCAGCUAGCAUCGUUGCGACACUCUUAUGGAAGGGCGAGGCAUUUGGUGCCGUAGUGGGUAUGUGUGGCUAUCUGCCGUUUCGCAAGGGAAUGUGUGAAUUUGCAGAGGAGGCGGGAAAAGAAGACAAUGAGUCAUUGGUGGGGUCUGGAGCAGGCGGACAAGAUAUAUUUGAGCGGGACGGCGAAGACUCUGAAGAUGGGACUAAGUUUGAGAAGGCUGUCGAAUGGCUGCGCGAGGAGCUACAGAUGUGUGACGAGGGAAUCACGAAUGGUAAAUCGCCCUCUACGAUGCAGUCGAUACCGCUUUUCAUGGGCCAUGGAUUAGAAGACGACAAAGUUCCAAGUGGAAUUGGUAGACUGGCCGCCGAGUUUCUGAGCAGUAUAGACGUGGAUGUUACUUGGAAAGAGUACGAAGGGCUGGGGCACUGGUAUUCUGAGCAUAUGCUGCGAGACGUCGUUCGGUUUCUGAAGAAUCUGAAUGGAUGGACGGAUGCUUCUUGAUCGGCUGAUCCAGUGCCAUUCUAUAGCCUACAAGUUGAAAAUGAAACCUAUUGUGGACUCGUGUGUUCAUG